UCAGUGGUCGUGGUCGUGGACGCAACGCAUCAGUUGGUGAUUGUGCCCUCGCCUGCUAAAUUGUGUUCCGGGUCGCUUGCCACAGUCAAUAAAAUUAUAAACAUUCCAACAGAAAAGGUAACGCCUGUUGUUACCAAGGUCACGAAAGGAUGAGCAGCAAAGUGAAUUUUAGCUUCGAUAACGUCCUGGGUGUCUACUAUGCUGGUCAGAUCGUAUCUGGCACAGCAGAACUCAUUACAGAGCGACCCAAAACCAUACGUUCCAUCUAUAUAACCGUGAAUGGUUUCGUGGAGACGCGUUGGCAGGAGAGUGUCGAAAAGACUGGUGCUGAUGGCAAGCCGGUUAAAUCACUCGAAACAUAUACCACCACGGAGAUCUUCUAUAGCAGCGAUAAGUAUGUGUAUGGCCAGAGCGGAGGAUCGCAGCUGGAGCUGCCCCAGGGCAAGUAUGUCUUUCCCUUUCAAGCCACUAUACCUCCCCAAACGCCGACCUCUUUCAAUGGCACACACGGACAGAUAAAGCAUGAGGUGACCUUGACCAUAGAUCGAGCGGUGCGAUAUAAUAAUAUAUUCAAGCAGUGCUUUACGGUCAUACUGCCCAACGAUUUGAACGUAAAGCGCGAGCAUUUGCAACCGUUGAAGCGAAUCGAGGAGAAAACGUUUUGGUGGGGCUCCAUAUUUGGCAAUAAUAAGCCCAUGGUAAUGGAUGUCAGCACCUCAUACAGCGCCUAUGUGCCUGGCCAGAAGAUCCACUUUCACAUUGUGCUGGACAAUCAAGCAGACGUUCAGUGCCAGGAUGUGAAAGUGCGUCUAUUCAAGAACGUCAUCUAUCGCGGCAAAGCGGGCGAUAAGGACCAAUUGAAAACCACGGAGACACGCAUUGCCGAUAAGCACUGUGGCGAGGUGGAUAAGAAUAAUAAGGCACAAUUCGAUGAGUUUUUAUUGGUGCCGCCCACAACUCCGACAACAAUGAGCGAACGAGACCCGAUUCGAGUGAAUUACACACUUCGUUUUAUAGCCAAGACAUUCCGCUUACAUGGCGGCGGAGAUAUGGUUGUGGACUUUCCACUGGUCAUUGGAACAGUGCCAUUGCAGGGCAGUGCAGACGACAAGGGACCAGGCCAGAAGGCACAGGCACCGAGCACAAACGGCCCCUAUCAGACAAUGACUGCACCGAAUUUCCAAGAGGACGUGUGCACAGAACACUUUGAGUCCAACACAUAUAAGCCACGCUAUCCAGUUUACAUACUCAAUGGUCAGCCAGCCGGUGGCAAUAGUGGUAAAUCGUCUUUGCCCAGUCUUUACCCAAAGGCCGAGGAUACACCGCCUGCACCACCAGUACAUUACACACCUAAUCCAGUUUUGCCAGUGGGAAAACCGUCGGCAAUAGUUCAAAAGACGCCGCCAUAUCCAGUGCAAGCCCCAGCAGCUGUGCCAGCUGUUGGCAACAAUUUUGAAGUACUCGGAUUUAGUAUACCGCCGGGCUAUCAGCCCACACCCAGUGCACCGACUGAUGCUGCUGGCAAUAUUGGUUGGAAGUAGUUAUUGUGUAAACUAUAUAUUUAUAUUUUUAGAUGCACUUUUUAUGAAGUUUAAAAUAGAUACUCGC
Molecule: messenger RNA, 1608 nt
Organism: Drosophila hydei
Lineage: Eukaryota; Metazoa; Arthropoda; Insecta; Diptera; Drosophilidae
Product: arrestin domain-containing protein 1
Exons: 4
Coding region: 150-1541 (463 amino acids)
Biological process (GO): protein transport
Cellular component (GO): cytoplasm
Source: RefSeq, a predicted model, not a curated record